AUGAUCAGAGGAUUCAGAAUGUUGACUAUGAGACCCCUCUAUACUUUUGCUGCAGAUAAGACUCCAGCAACAACUCAGGGCAAACAACAACAAGCUAAACCCAUCCAAGUUUAUAAGGAUGGACAAUUGAUCACUAAGAAUUAUUUGCAAUUGAAGAAGUCAUAGGAUAUUGAGGGAUAUGUUCUCACCUUGGUCAAAAAUUAUUAUAGAACAACCAAUAAAUCUGCUCUCACUUUGGAUUCUGAAUUGGAACAACACGGGUUAGAUAGUUUGGAUUCCAUUGAAUUAUCAAUGCAAAUUGAAGAGGAUUUGGGUUAUGUGAUUUCAGCUGAAACAUUGCCUGUCUUGAAUAAAGUCAGACAUUAUGUCAAUUACAUUAAGUAGGUUGAGUAAUAUAAAGUGGAAAACAAUGCUGCCCCAUUAGCAUGAUUUACAUAUAAUCAAAUGCAUAUUCAUAAUAUAAUAAGUAUUCAUCCUUAGGGUCAUAA
Messenger RNA from Paramecium tetraurelia, 488 nucleotides. RefSeq lists its product as uncharacterized. Gene Ontology annotation, cellular component: mitochondrion. The record is from RefSeq and is a predicted model, not a curated record. NCBI's taxonomy places the organism in Eukaryota, Ciliophora, Oligohymenophorea, Peniculida, Parameciidae. Gene Ontology annotation, biological process: fatty acid biosynthetic process. The transcript is spliced from 3 exons. Gene Ontology annotation, molecular function: acyl carrier activity; acyl binding.